AUGUGCCUCAUCCUGGCCUUGCAAACGGCCGUGUUCUCCGAAUCUAGUACAGUUCCGCCAAACAUAAUCUUCAUGCUGGCGGAUGAUUUGGGCUGGGCGGACGUCAGCUUUCGGGGAGAUCCGCAGAUACCGACUCCAAACCUGGACGUCCUCGCCUCGCAGGGAAUCAUCCUCAACAACUACUACGUGCAGCCCCUCUGCGCUCCCUCCAGAGGGGCUUUGAUGUCGGGUCUAUACCCCAUUCACACAGGUUUACAGCAUCUGGUCCCAGGUCCGGGAGAGCCGUGGGGGUUGCCGACAAACUUGACCAUCAUGCCUGAGUACCUGAAGAACCUGGGAUACGCCACUCACAUGAUCGGAAAGUGGCAUCUGGGUUACCACAAAGAAAGCUACACGCCGACCCGAAGAGGUUUUGAUUCGUUCUAUGGCUAUCUUAAUGGUGGAGAAGACUACUAUGACCACACAAUAUUAUGGUCGAACGCGAGUGGCCUGGACUUCUGGGAGAACACGACCCCUGUGAGAAAUGAGGGGAACCAUUAUUCGACCGAAUUAUUCACCAAAAAAGCCCAGUCUCUUAUCAAGCAUCACGAUCCAGCAAAGCCAAUGUUCCUGUACUUGAGUCAUCAGGCAGUGCACUGCGGAGAUUACAAGGUGGAACUAGAAGCACCUGCUUUGGCUAUUGCGCAUUUUCCCUACAUUAAGGAACUGAACAGAUCAAUACAUGCAGGCGCAGUGUACGAGCUGGAUAAAUCCGUUGGACUGGUGAUGGAGGCGCUGAACAAGCGGGGCAUGCUGAGUAACAGCAUUGUGGUCUUCAGCACGGAUAACGGAGGGCUUCCGUGGGGCGUGGAGCCCAACAGUGGCUACAACUGGCCUCUGAGGGGUUCCAAGGAAACGAACUGGGAAGGGGGCGUCAGAGGAGCCGCCUUCGUCUGGAGUCCUCUGCUGUUCAAGUCUGGACGUCUCUCGAACCAGAUGAUGCACAUCACCGACUGGUUGCCAACACUCUAUUCAGCAGCCGGAGGAAAUGUGUCAACGCUCGGCAACAUCGACGGCAAGGACAUGUGGAAGGCCCUAUCUGAAGACCUGGAAUCCCCUCGGCAAGAGGUCCUCAUUAACAUUGAUCCAAUAGAAAACAGCUCGGCGCUGAUUGUCGGGCGACACAAGGUAGUCCUGGGAUCCUUCAACGAAGGGUCGCACGACAUGCGCAUGAAGGCCCCUGGAGGCUCUCGUCCCGUGGAUGGUCUAGACCAGAUGAUGCUAUCGUCUCGAACCGGAAAAGUGCUGAAAGAUUUCUACAACGUCCGCCAGCUCACAGUUAGGCCUAACUGGCGCAAUGAAGCCGUCGUGAGGUGCGACCGGUACGCCCCCCCGAACAACUUCGUAGCUGCCAGUCCUCCUUACUACUUUGACCUUGAACAUGAUCCCUGCGAGCUGAACAACUUGGCGGCUUCCAACGUGACGGAACUUGAGGAGCUCAUCAAGAAGAUUAAGGAGUACGCCAAGGGAAUGGUGCCGCCUGCAAACAAGCCGCUGGACCCCAGGGGACUGCCAAAAUACAACCAUGGCUUGUGGGGCCCCUGGCAAUGA
This is a messenger RNA of Ixodes scapularis (black-legged tick), 1590 nucleotides long. RefSeq names its product arylsulfatase B. NCBI's taxonomy places the organism in Eukaryota, Metazoa, Arthropoda, Arachnida, Ixodida, Ixodidae. The record is from RefSeq and is a predicted model, not a curated record. The coding region runs from base 1 to 1590 and encodes 529 amino acids. The transcript is spliced from 9 exons.